Molecule: messenger RNA, 1414 nt
Organism: Paramecium sonneborni
Lineage: Eukaryota; Ciliophora; Oligohymenophorea; Peniculida; Parameciidae
Source: the annotation of a GenBank genome assembly
AUGGUGGGUCCUGAAGAAACCUUGAAAACAUAAGUAUAUAAAGCUUAUCAUUGGCGCUGGUUAGUUCUAUUCGCUUUUUGCACAUUCAGGUACUUUUUAUUUAUAAGUUAUGUUUUUCAAAUGCACUUGGAUUUGUAUAAUAUUCUCCAAUACUUACUCUAGCAGCCAAAUAUUAUAGUGUUACUGAUUAAGAUAUUGUAUGGUUUAGCAAUUGCUACUAUAUUACAUAUGUCGCAUUUUGUCUACUUUCUAUACGGCCUCUUGAAAAAAGAUUAGAUUUAUCUCUAUUUCUUGCAGCAUUUUUAAGUGCUUUAGGUAACAAUUAUAUUAAAAUAGUUUAGGCUCAUGGUUUAUUUAUAUAGCUGAAUAAACGUAUUCUUUUGCAUUAUUGGGAUUUAUUUUAAUAGGAAUGGGUUAAAUAUUUAUUUUAGCAGCACCAGCAUGUAAAUUUAUUAGAUUAAUCUAAUAGAUAUCUCAGAAAGAUGGUUUCCGAUGCAUGAAAGAAAUAUAUCCACAAGUUUAGGUAGUUUUUUCAGUUUGGUCGGAUUAAAUUUUUCAAUCGUAUAUGCUUCAAUCACAUUUUAAAAUGUUACUGAUUAAGAUGAGAUUAUGUAUGAGAUAGAUUUGAUGAAUUUAUUAUUCGCUAUAUUUACAACUAUGGCAUUUUUAUUUUGUGUAAUAAUGAUUAGAAAUAAACCAGCUAAUCCUCCAUCAAUAUCAGCUGUAAGAAUGAAUAUAUAUAUAUAAGGCAACCGAAAAAAUGCUUAUUUUACCAUCUAUCAAAAGAGCAUUUAAUAGUUUUGAAUCAAUAAUGGAUUUAAUGACAUUUUCUAUGUUUAUUGGAGUUUCUUGGUCAUAUAUGGUUGUAAUGACAAUUCUUUUGACUCCAUUUAAUUAUACAACUGAAUAAAUAGGCUACGUAAGUAUUGUUUAUGCAGCUACUGGAGCUGUUGGUGGUAUUUUAGCAAGUAUCUAUGUGGAUUAUUAAAUCAAAAAUAACACAAAACCUCAUUAUGAUUAUUUAAUAAAAGGUUUUUUGACAAUAGGAGUGUUAGGAAUUUUAAUAAAGGCAUUAGUAAUAAAUUAUGUUGAUGAUACAGCAAUUGUAGUUUUGUCAGGAAUCAUUGGUUUUGGAUUAAAUUCAUUUCUACCAUUAGCAAUGUAGUGUUAUAUUGAGAAACUCUUUCCAUCAUUUGAAUUAGUUUUGACUACAGCCAUUAUGCAAAUGUCAAAUGUAAAUUUAUUACUUAUUAAUCUAAAGUUAUUUGGAUUCAUCUUGAAUUAUAUAUUGAUUUUAGAUGUGUUUCUUGAUUUUGGAUUGUGGGUCAUUUUGAUAGCUAUAGCACCAUUUUAUUUUUAUUUAAUAUUUGGUUUUAAGACAAAGUUCCUUAGAUUGGAAAUGGAGUAACAAUGA